UUAAGUUGAGAAGGGCAAGGUGGACGUAUUUGUGUCAGACUCUGAGCAACAACCAUUCAUUAUCGUUUUUUGUGGGCUGUGUUCAAAUUUAAAUCACAAAUGCAGACUAUGGCAGCAUUACCCACGGGUGUAGUUGAAAUACCAGCAACUGUUAACCCGCGGAGGAAGACUUUAGCUUCGGCCGUGGGAGGCAUCGUACAGGAGUCUGGCUUCCUCUAUGCUGAAAAGGCUGCCAUGGGCACACUCACGGAGAUGCUGCAGAGCUUAAUCAGUGAAAUUGGUCGUAGCAGUAAAGCAUUUUGUGAACAGGCGUAUCGGACGGAGCCAGUCGUUGGUGAUGUGGUUAUGGCUCUAAUAGAUAUGGGCAUUAGUAUUGAAGGAUUACAAGCCUUCAGACUUCGCCAGAACAGAGUCGUUAUCGCUGCUCCGGCCCAACAAGUGGACCUGAAGCAACACAAUGUACUACAAGUUGGUGAUAAGAAGUCUCAUCCACAACACAUUCCUGAUCAUCUUCCUCCAUUUCCUGAUACUCACACUUACUGUUUUUCGCACACGUACAAGCAGCCAGUGACAGAAUAUGAGGCUAUCCGAGAAAAGGCCGCUGCUCAGAAGAGAGACAUAGAGAGAGCAUUAACCAAAUUUGCCGCCAAAACCAGCGAUACACAGAACCUUUUCUUCACUGAUGAUAAGGAAUUUAUGCUUGUAGGUGUGACACCCAACUCCAAGUCAUACUUGGAUGCUCUUAUGCCCAGGGACCAAGUGUUUGAAGAGGAGGAGGAGAGAACAAGAACAAAGAAGAGAAGAAUGGUUCAUGAAGAAGGGGACCCAAAUCACGAGAAGGACAGAAUGAACGAAACACAAGAUGCCGAGUUGGACAACCCCUACCUCAGACCUGUCAAGAUGCCACGCAAACCCAAAGUGAAGAAGUGAAUUACUAGUGUUCCUCAUUCAUAAUUUGUUAGGAAAGUAAGGUAUAGUAAGGUGUACAAUGUAUAGUCAUUACUUUCAAAAUCUACUCAGGCUGUAAUGGAGUGACGGAUAGAAGAGGUUGAUCACUUCAGUUCUUUCAGACUAAGUUUUUUUCCAUUUCAGGAUCUGGAUGAAUCUUGAAUGAUCCUACUCAUUUUCUUUUAUAAUGGAAAAAUAAAUAAAGCACUGGCAUUGAUGUUAUACAAGAUUUCCAGGUGGUUCUGCUGCUUGUAGAUUAUUUAUGAAAUACAAAGGAAAAUUGUAGCUCAGAGGCAAACUUUCCUAUCCUUUAAAUAACUUGCAGUUUGUAUUAAUAUUAUUAACCACUGUGGCUCGUGUUUCUGCCCUCACCUACUUUAUAAUGGUGUCAAGGCUGUUCAACACUGGACUUACAAUUGAUCAGCUCACUCAGAAAUACAAACAUCAAAUACUUUUAAAGUUGUGAUUAUCAAGGUGGAGUGUUGCUGGUUCAUGUCUGAGCACCCACAGGUCACCCACCUGUGGAUGGGUAUCUAACUUUAUAGUUUGAUAAGUGAGGAUACCAAUCACUGCAUCCUUGUGUACUCAAGGCUUUGUAAUCAGUUUACUGUCAGUGGGACCCACUUACACUUUUCAUUGAUUACCAGCAUUUCAAUACAUUUAUUGAAACAAACAAAUUUUUAAACAAGAGCACCAAACUUGAAAAUAAUGCAUAUUUAAUAUGCUUCUGGAUUUAUUUUUAUAGUGGUAACUUGUUAAUAAAAUGUUUUAAUA
Molecule: messenger RNA, 1722 nt
Organism: Homarus americanus (American lobster)
Lineage: Eukaryota; Metazoa; Arthropoda; Malacostraca; Decapoda; Nephropidae
Gene: Taf8
Product: transcription initiation factor TFIID subunit 8-like
Exons: 6
Coding region: 100-930 (276 amino acids)
Biological process (GO): transcription initiation at RNA polymerase II promoter
Cellular component (GO): transcription factor TFIID complex
Molecular function (GO): protein heterodimerization activity
Source: RefSeq, a predicted model, not a curated record